AUGGCGCCCAACAAUUCAAAGUACUCCAGUACACGGCACCAUGAUCCAUCGCAGCAGGAAUUCUUCAGCUUCGAGGAGGUCGUACUGAAGGGACUGGCAUCUGAUGGAGGGCUGUUCCACCCUCACGAGGUGCCCGACAUCCGGUCGAAGUACCUGGAAUGGAAAGACCUCUCCUUCGCGCAACUGGCGUACGAGGUAAUGAGGCUGUACGUUGACGACCACGAGAUCUCCAACGACGAGCUCAAGUCGAUAGUCGACCGGAGCUAUUCGACGUUCAGACACCCGGACACUGUGCCGUUGGUGACUCUGGACGAGCAGAAAAACCUGCAUCUGCUAGAGCUGUUCCACGGACCGACGUUUGCCUUCAAAGAUGUGGCUCUGCAGUUUCUCGGAAAUCUGUUCGAGUUCUUCUUGGUGCGUAAGAACGAAAACCUGAAGCCCGGCCAACCCAGACAUCAUCUCACGGUCAUUGGGGCCACAUCGGGCGAUACAGGAUCCGCAGCCAUCUACGGUCUACGCGGCAAGAAGGACGUCAGCAUCUUCAUCAUGUUCCCGGACGGCAAGGUGUCGCCGGUCCAGGAAGCGCAGAUGACGACGGUGCUAGAUCCCAACGUGCACUGUCUGAGCGUGCAAGGCACCUUUGAUGACUGCCAGGACUAUGUCAAGGCGUUGUUUGCCGACCCGGAGAUGAACAAGAUUCACCAUCUGGCCGCGGUGAACUCGAUCAACUGGGCCCGGAUCCUGGCCCAGAUCACUUAUUAUUUCUACGCUUACUUCCAGCUUCUGAAGAAGAACCCUGGGCUGCAGAAGGCCAAGUUCGUGGUCCCCACCGGAAACUUCGGGGACAUUUUGGCCGGGUACUACGCUUCGCGGAUGGGUCUUCCUGUGGCCAGACUCAUCAUUGCGACGAACGAAAACGACAUCCUGCAUCGCUUCUGGCAGACAGGAUCGUAUUCGAAGAAGCAGAAGCCCGCAGCAGAGCCGCAUGAGGGCAUCAAGGAAGACGGGGCCCAGGCACACGAGGACGGCGUCAAGGAAACGUACAGCCCCGCAAUGGACAUCUUGGUCUCUUCCAAUUUCGAACGGCUUCUUUGGCAUCUGUGCUUGGAGCACGAGUUGGAAGUGAACCCCCAGGGCAAGUUUGAGGCGUCGGUCAAGGUUGCUGGCGGCAAGAUCGACGGAUGGUUCCAGGAGUUGAAGAAGACCGCUUCUUUCACGGUAGAGAGGGAAAUCCUGGACAAGGCUCGAGCCAUCUUCGACACAUACCGAGUGAGCAACUCCGAGACUUUGGAGACGAUACGAGAUUGUUAUCGAGGCGUCGCUAUCUCGAACAAGGGAUACGUGCUCGACCCUCACUCUGCCAUCGGCGUGGCUGCGAGCCUGCGUGAGAUUGCAGCGGCUGGUCAGACCGAUGUUCCGACCGUGUCGCUGGCGACGGCUCAUCCUGCCAAAUUUGCCGGUGCCGUGGAGUUGGCCCUGAAGGCAGAAAAGGGCUUUGACUUCAACACGGUCUUGCCGGAGCAAUUUGUCGGUCUCGGUGAGAAAGAAAGGAGGGUGUUGAAGGUUUCUAGCAAAGAGGGAUUGCCUGGCAUUCGUGAGAUCAUCACGAGGGAAGUGAACAAGGAAAAGGAGGUCGGCCAAAACGGUGCUCGAUAG
This is a messenger RNA of Capronia coronata CBS 617.96, 1656 nucleotides long. Its product is annotated as threonine synthase. Gene Ontology annotation, molecular function: threonine synthase activity; pyridoxal phosphate binding. Gene Ontology annotation, biological process: L-threonine biosynthetic process. The record is from RefSeq and is a predicted model, not a curated record. The transcript has a single exon. Lineage: Eukaryota; Fungi; Ascomycota; Eurotiomycetes; Chaetothyriales; Herpotrichiellaceae. Bases 1 to 1656 code for a protein of 551 amino acids.